ACAACUUAUGAUGAAUAAAAAAAAUCCUUAUUUGAGUGUUCAUUCUUGAAACUAUCUUACUCGUCUUCUUUCAUGAUCAUGGAAUCGAUUCAGCAAGAAGAACCUAUCAACCAGAAUGCAAGAAGAAGAAACAACACGCGAUUUACGUGGUAUCCUCGAGAAAAAAAGUCGAGACUAAUCCACGGAGAGGAGCAACCUCUCAGAGUCGAUCGUAUAAUCAGUCAAUAGAAUUCUUAGGUUACAAGAGAAGCGGCCUUCAGCUUAUGUGCACAGCCGCCGAACCCGAACUAUGGCUUAAACGUAAUUAAACUAAAUACAGGUUAAUUACAUUUUUCUACGUAUACUUCUAACACCCUCCCUCAAAUUGAUGGUACUUGCGUAACAUCAAUUUGUGUGCAAGAAACAAGUGACGGGAAUUAGCCACCGCCUUAGUAAGCAAGUUUGUCGUAUGAUCUUCAGAUGUGAUGUAGGAUAAUAAAAUCUGACCUUCAGCGACCAACUGGCGGAUAUAGUGAACAUGGACCUCAAUGUGCUUCGUACAAUCAUGUACCAGAGGAUUAGUAGCAAUCUUAAUCGCACUGGUAUUAUCUGCAUAGAGACGCUUAGGAGAGAGACUGACCACACCAAAGUCAGCUAGUAGCCGACUCAACCAGACCAACUCGGAAAUAACCUCGAACAUUGAACAAUAUUCGGCCUCGGUGGAAGAUUUAGACACCCGAUCCUGCUUCUUACACCGCCAAGAGAUGAAAGAGGAACCCACCUUCACGCACCAGCCAGACGUGGAGCGUCUAGUAUCCAGGCAACCAUCGUAGUAUUCAUCGGUAAAAGCCUCUAUAUCAGGAGUACCUGUAGCAGGAAAGAAAAGACCAACAUACUGGGUACCACGAAGAUAGCGCAAAAUGUGCAUGACUGCAAGGAGGUGAGUCGACCGAGGAGCUGACAUGAACUGACUGACCACCUAAACUGCAUAGGAUAUAUCUGGACGAGUAUGAGUCAAAUAAAUAAGGCUGCCUACCAUACUACGAUGCGAAAGGUCCCAGACGACUUGAGCUUCCUUGUUCCCAUGCAGACCUUCCCUGACUCUCUGGGUAAUGAGGAUGGUCCUCAUUAUGAUGAUGAUCCCCGUACUCCUUCUACUGUCGGACUGUCUUCUCCAGGAAGCACCUCGGCUUCUUCUUCGAGCUCAUCCGAAAGCUCCUCUGCUUUUCACUCCUCCGCUACGGCUUCUUCUUCGUCAUCUUCCAGUUCGGAUACCACUCAUCAUGAUUGCUCGCCUCUCAGCCCACCUCCAGAUCCUCCUCUUCGUUGGUCCACGAGAGCCACUCGUGGGCAGCCUCCUCUCCGUCUAGGUGGCUUUCUUGCUUUUUCAACCGCUCCCAUCAUUAUUCCAGCAACUUAUAAAUAGGCAUGUGGAAAUGCGGAUUGGGAUGAGGCCAUGGCAGUGGAGACCAGAGCCUUGGAAGCUCAACACAGGUGGGAUAUUGUUCCCCGUUCGGUCGAUCAUCCGGUUAUUGGCUCAAGGUGGGUGUACAACGUGAAACUACAUCCGGAUGGAUCCCUUGAACGGUUCAACGCCGGGGUUGUUGCUCAGGGUUUUUGUCAGAAAUUCGGCAUUGAUUAUUAGGAGACUUUUGCUCCGGUGGCAAAGAUGCAGACUGUUCGCACACUGCUUGAUGUUGCUGUAAUGAAGGUUGGAGUUUGACGACGCCAAGAAGAGCAACAAAAGCGAUUUACGUGGUAUACUCGACGAUGAUGUCGAGAAUAAUCCAUGGAGAGGAGCAACCUCUCAGAGUCGAUCGUAUAAUCAGCCAAUACAAUUCUUAGGUUACAAGAGGGGCGACCUUCAGCUUAUGUACACAACUGCCGAACCCUAACUAUGGCUUAAACGUAAUUAAACUAAAUACAGGUUCAUUACAUUUUGCUACCUAUACUUCUAACAGAAACCCGAUGUUUUCUGCUAGCAAGUCAUUCGUAUACCUGGCCCUCUUCCCGACGUGUUGAUUUGGUUUGGGUUGUUCUCCGUUUGUGUUCGUUGUGUUUCUUAUCGAUCUUUGCUGCGUUUCUGAUUGUUAAGCCUAGGAGUUGGAGACUCGGCUUAUAUCAAAAAGAACAUACAAAAAUUAUGGAUACGUAAAAUUUUAAAAUGUACAUAUUGACUUAAUGGCUUAUAAAUGUUGGUGAAUAAAAUUAAGGAAUUAUUAUUAGAUUCACAAUCUAGAAACAAUUUAAAUUCUAUAAAAAAUGCAUAGAUAAAAAACAAAUACAAAAAUAUGAACACAUAAUAUAUCAAAAAUAGUUUUCCAAGCAUACAUACAAAAAUAGUUCACCUAUAACAAUAAAUUAAUCAUUAUAAAUGUCAUGUAUUUGUUUUGACUUGAGGGAGAGAUUUUCAGUAGUAUCAAGAAAGCUUUCAUUUUAAAAAUUAAAUUUAGGCGUAGUUUGGAUGAGGAAUUGUGACGGAUCAAUUUGACACAAUUGUCUCGUUUUGAGAUAAUUGUAUCAAAUUGCCUCGUUUGCCAGCAAAAAAAAUUUGGAUGGAUCAAUCUGCCUGAGGUAUUUUGAAUUGAUCCGUUUUGAGUCAAUUUCAAUUACCUGGGGCGGGUGCAGGUAAUUCGAAUUGACUCGUUUUAUAGAGUUGUCAAUUGGGUGGGUUAGGUCAGGUUCGGAUUGGGUCUAACUGGGUUGGGUUCAAUCGGGUUGCGAGUUCAAUCGGGUCGGUUUCAAUUUGGAUCGGGUUUAAUUGGGUUGCUGGUCAAUUGGGUUACGAGUAAAUCAGGUCACUGGUCAAUUGGGUUACGGAUAGGGUUACAGGUGCAUCAAAUUACGGGUUUAUUGGAUUGCGGGUUAAUUCGAGUUCAGUUAGGUCGGAUUAUGGGUUAUUUGGGUCAACCCAUUGGACCAUUUACUUCUUGACAGAAAAUAGUGUUAUACAAACUAUCAAUAUAAGAAUAUAAAUUGUAGGUAAUGAUACAAAAUUUAAGAAAAUGAUAAUAUGAUAAUAUUUAACAUAUACAAAUUAAAUAUCCAUUAUGUUAGUAUAAAAAAUAAAUAUAAAUAAAAUAGUGUAUAUAAAAGCUUUGUUGUUGGUUAUAAUUGUUUUGUUUAUGGUGAGAGAUUGUAACUUCACUUAUUUUAUUAAUUUAUAAAAAAAAUUGAAUCAGUAAAAACUAGAUGCAUGUCUCUUCAUUGUCACGAAGACUUAUGAACAUCAUUCUGAAUCACCCACUUAUAUAUAUUCACAAUUUUUUAUAUAUUCACGGUAACAUCUCAUCCUAAAACUCAUGGGUCGAACAACGGUUCUCUCAAAUAUGAUAUUAUCAUCUAGUUCGAAUCGUUGAUUUAUUAAUUUAUAAAAAAUAAAUAAAAUCAGUAAAAAGUUGAGAAUGAAGUAAAAAAGUUCAACUAUCCUCUUAUAUAUCUUGAUAGGGAUCAUUGAUUUUGGGGAUCUCAUUGAUUUUCAAGGAUUGAUUUUUUUUAAUAUAGUUAUGGGUGGUGGAGAUAAGAAUUUGUGUCUAACUUUUCCUAUUAUCUUCAAAAAUUUAUCCUUUGAAUUUCAUAAAAUUUCAUAAAAUAAAAAAUGAAUGAAAAGCUAUUUCACAUAUUAUUAUUUUAAAAAUUAAAUAUGUAUGAAAAAAUCUCAAUUUAUACCAUCAAUUCUACAAAUAAUUUUCAAUUAUUAUGAGAACAACAGUUCUUUCUUGAUAAAUUUAAAAAUAUAAUAAUGUAUACAUUGAAUUUUUGUACAAGCAUUCGGGUCAAAUGGGUUAUUCGGGUUAUUCGAGUUGGGUUCGGUUCGGUUAUGGGUCAUUUGGGUUAUGAAUCAUUCGGGUUAUAGAUGGGUCGGGAUAGGGGUUAUCGGAUAACGAGUUCAUCGAGUUAUGGGUUGAUCAGAUUACGGAUCAAUUGGUUUCGGGUUACGGGCGGGUUUCGGCAGGUUGACUUUUUUUCAAAUUGGGUUACGGACGGGUUGUGGGUUGAGCGAGUUAGUCGGGUCGGGUUCAAUUUUGACAGCUCUAUCGUUUUAAUUAUAGGUGUCAAAACAUAGCCCGACCCGAUUAACCCGCCCGAUCAACCCGACCCGCAACCCGACCGCAACCCGAAUUGACUAAAAGUCAACAACCCGCAACCCGCCCGACCCGCAACCCGAUUGACCCGCAACCUGACUAACCCGCAACCCGACUGACCUGCAACCCGAUUAACCCGAACCCGAUUGACCCGCAACCCGACUGACCCGCAACCCGAUUAACCGAACCCAAUUGAACCGAACCUGACUAACCCGCGAACCGACCGACUCAACCCGAACCUCACUUAGUCCACUUAAAUAAUUAUUAUAAUAUACAAUACACAGUUUUUCAAAAUAAAAAUAUGAAACAUGAAGGUCACUUGAACACUAAGUUCUUUAACAAAAUUUAAAAAGUUAAUAUAAAAUCUACAUAAUGUCAAUAUUAAUAAUGAAGAAUUAAUAAUUGAGAUCAUGGACAAUAUUAAUAUAAUAUAUAAAUUAAAAUUUUGGUUAAUUCAAAUAUUCAAUAAAAUUAUCAAUUAAAUAUAAAUAAAAUAAAGUAAUGUAUUUGGUAAUUUGAUGUUUUUAAAAGAAGAGGAAAAUUUUGGUGUAUUCAACUUUUUGGGAAGAGAAAGAAGAGGGAAAUUUGGUUUUUUGAAUUUUUUAGAAAAGAAACAAGUGGAAAUUUUGGUGGUUUUGAUUUGUGGGAAUAGAAAGAAGUGGGAAAGUUUGGUUCUUUUGAUUAUGAAAGAGAAAUAAGGAUGGAAAUUUUGAGUUUUCAACUUUUUGUGGAAGGAAGGAAGAGGGAAAUUUGGUUCUUUCAAUUUUAUAGAAGAGAAAGAGGAGGGAAAUUGAGUGUUUCUAAUUUAUGGAAGGAGAAAGAAGGAGGGUAAUUUUAGUAUUUUUUUGUGAAAAGAAAGAAUGAAAAUUUUGGUGUUUUCAACUUUUUGGUUUUUCAAAAUUUUAGCCUUUGAAAUAUGAAUCUUUAAUUUUUAUAUGGAGGGCAUGACUCGUUAAAUUUAUUCUUAUAUGCUUUGAAGGCUAAUAUAUAUGUAUGUAUGUAUGUAUGUAUGUAAUUGUUUAUUGGCUAAUAAAUAAAUUAACCAUUAGUUACAACAAUUAUACUAAACUUGAUAAGUAAUCUUUGACGGUUCGUUGUUUAGGGUAUAAAGUAUAUUGGUUAGGGUAAAUGGUAUAAGGCACAUAUGGUUUAGGGAGUAUGGUUAGGGUAUAAGAUAUUGAUGGCUUUGACGGUUCCAAGUUUUUUAUUAACAUAUGUUCACUUGAAGUCAUUUGAUGUCUUUAACGGCAGGAGAUCCCUUUUUAAUUUAUGUUUGUGGUACGUGGUUAGGGUACAAGGUAUAUGAUGUAGAGUAUAAGAUAUAUGGUUAGGAUAUAGCAAUUAGCAAAUAUCACUUUUUAUCUAUGUUUUGAAAAUCAAAGUAUGAAUUUCAGUUUUAAAUUAACUAUACUAGCAAAAUCACAACUCAUAAGGACAUAUGGUUAGGGUUUAGGGUAUGUGGUUAGUGUAUAAUGUAUUUAUGGUUUAGGGUAUACAAUCAACAACAUAUACUAACUUAAUAUUGUCGAUUGAGGGUAAGGCUAAGUGUAUAGGAUAUAUGUUAUUGAGUAAGUUAUGAUUGAAGUCCCAAUAAUUUUACUAGAUUUGAUAGUUAAUCUUUUAUGGUUCAAUUUUCAGGAUAAUUCGAACAAUUUUACAAAUAACUCGUUUGGCAACAGUUUACUGAAGUUAUUUGGGCAAUGAGUUAUUUCGAAAUAACUCCUUUUAUCACUCUGCUUUUGCCUAAUACCACACACCAAAUACCACAUUUGCAUGGUUAUACUAAAUGAGAUACUUUAGUCCAAUUACACUACUGAAAUAAUACUAAAAUAUCAAAUAAAUAAUUAAUGGUAUCUUUUGGUUGUAAAUAUUGAUAUCACCAUUACUAUUAGCUAGUGUACUGUACCAAUUACGAUUAAUUACAUAACAAGUUUGCAAGUCAUACAAAUUGAUUUAACAUUUUGACUCGUUUUUUUCAAAAAAUUAAGUAUAUAUAUAUACGAGGUAGAAAUAAAUUGUUUAAAAUAAAUAUAUUAUUUUCAAAUAAAGUUUUUCAUUCUCAACCUAAGUAAAAUCAUUCACAUUUACUUAAGAAAGUUCAAAAUCUGAAAUUCACUUAAAAUUAUGGUUUUUAAUUACAAAAAUUAUGCAUGAAUUUCUUUAACCAAAUUACAAAAAAGUAAAUAUAAAAUCAACACAAUGCUAAUAUUUAUAAUAAAUAAUAACUAAGACCUUUUGUCUAUAAUAAUAAAUUUUAUUAUUGGAGAAGAUGAGAGGGUAAGAACUAAGAAGUAAUUUUGGGCGGGUGUGAUGAAAUUUUGGGCGCCCAAUUUUUUGCAACCAGAGGGAAGGAUUUUUUGUUUUUGGUGUAAUUGUAGUGGGCGGGUGAUGUUGAAAUUUUGGGCGGCCAAUUUUAGUUGUGGUGGGAAGGCGAGAUUUCAAAUUUCGAUUGUGGUGAUUUUGACUAGUUUUUCUCAAUUAAGUAUGUAUACAAGGUAGAAAGAAAUUGAUUAAAAAUUGUGAAAGAUAUUUUAAAUUAGUGUAAUAAAAUGUGAAAGUUGGU
Molecule: messenger RNA, 6627 nt
Organism: Linum trigynum
Lineage: Eukaryota; Viridiplantae; Streptophyta; Magnoliopsida; Malpighiales; Linaceae
Source: the annotation of a GenBank genome assembly